CAAUAAUUGAGAGUCAUUCGCUAUACAUUCAUCAGUUGCCUUGUGUGAUCGAACGUGAAUAGUUGUGUUCAUAAAAUAAAAUGCCAAAAAUACACAAUUUUGGUGCCGGCCCGGCAAAAUUGCCUGAGGAAGUGUAUGAAGUUAUAAGGGACGAGUUAACGAACUUUAAAGGAACUGGAAUUAGUUUAAUGGAAACAAGCCACAGGACACCUACUUAUUUGAAGUUUAACACCGAAGUUCAGGAUAUUGUUAGAAGACUUCUAAAUGUGCCAGCCAAUUACAAGAUAUUAUUGUUGGCGGGAGGUGGACAAGGCCAGUUCGCGGCUGUACCUCUUAACUUGAUAUCGAGAACUGGGACGGCUGAUUAUGUGGUCACAGGUGCCUGGUCAGCGUUAGCAGCCAAAGAAGCGAAGAAAUAUGGCAAAGUCAAUAUGGUUGUGCCAGCUACAGACAAAUAUACAGGGGUCCCCGACCAGUCUACAUGGAACCUUGAUCCCAAUGCAUCAUAUGUUCAUAUUUGUGGAAACGAAACUAUCCAUGGCGUUGAGUUCGAUUUUAUCCCUGAUACUAAGGGAGUACCACUAGUCGCUGACAUGUCCUCUAACUUUAUGUCGAAGAAAUUGGAUGUUUCUAAGUUUGGAGUAAUAUAUGGCGGUGCCCAAAAGAACAUUGGUACAUCAGGUGUAGCCCUGGUCAUUGUCAGAGAGGACCUCCUCAACCAGGCUCUACCCAUUUGUCCAAUUAUUUUGGACUGGACUGCCAAUGCAAAGGCCGAUUCUAUUCUUAACACACCACCUAUGUUCGCUAUAUACGUAAUGGGUAAAUGUUUAGAAUGGAUCGAAAAGAAGGGAGGUCUUGAUAAAAUGGCUGAAUUGGCCAACAAAAAGGCGUCACUCAUUUAUGACCUAAUCGAGCAGUCCAAUGGCUUCUACUAUGCCCCAGUUGCCAAAGACUCUAGGAGUAAAAUGAACAUUCCGUUCAGAGUUGGCUCAGCUGGUGGUGACGAAGCUUUGGAGAAAGAGUUCUUGAAGGGUGCAGAGGCGUUGGGACUUAUACAAUUAAAGGGCCAUAGGAGUGUGGGCGGCAUCCGUGCGUCGAUAUACAACGCCGUGACUGUGGAUGAGGUGGAAGACCUGGUCAAAUACAUGAAGGAGUUUUACGAGAAGCAUGCCAAGUAAACCAGUCAAAACUUUUUUAACUGUCAUUUUGACAGUUGUCAAAACAUUGUUUAUUGGCGGUGUGACAUCAGAUAGUCCUUUUGCCCCGUUUAUAUAUGGACUUGGAUAUUCUUUACAUAGGAAUUGCGUGAUAUUAUAAUUGGAAUUAAGUGUGAUUUUAACGAUCAGAUACUCGCAAACAAGAUGUUUACUAAAUUACUAUAAAAUUAUUUAGAAUUUAUCAAAGCAAUAAAACAUAGGCCAUUAAAAAAUAUACUAACAGUAUCGCAUUGAUUUCUUGUUAAAUGUCUUGAUCUUGGUUAUUGUGUUUGAGUAAUUUUGUAUAUGCAAGGUGAACUUCUAUUUCACAAAUUGUUUACUCUUUAUGUAUAGAAAUAAAAAUGAAUAUAUGCAUAUUGUUGAUACAAAUUGGUUGUAAUAAUUUAAAGUUUAUCCUCAUCAAUAUAUACCAAAUCCGGUAAUAUUUCUUUAUAAACCUCAAAUCACAGUUAAAUAAGAUUUCAGUUAUAUAUCAGGAUUAGCGUUAUUUUAUAUUUUUUAGAUAAGCUG
Messenger RNA from Pieris brassicae (large cabbage white), 1727 nucleotides. It is a transcript of the gene Psat1, whose product is annotated as probable phosphoserine aminotransferase. Gene Ontology annotation, cellular component: cytoplasm. Gene Ontology annotation, biological process: L-serine biosynthetic process. Lineage: Eukaryota; Metazoa; Arthropoda; Insecta; Lepidoptera; Pieridae. The transcript is spliced from 8 exons. Gene Ontology annotation, molecular function: pyridoxal phosphate binding; O-phospho-L-serine:2-oxoglutarate transaminase activity. The record is from RefSeq and is a predicted model, not a curated record. The coding region runs from base 81 to 1178 and encodes 365 amino acids.